AUGCUACAACCUAAGACAGAAAAUGAGACUGUAGCUCCAGUGUUCGCCAUGGAGCAAGAUAUAAACGCUGCACCUGAUGCCGUCCCAUUGGUGCAGACAACAACAUUGCAGGUCUUUGUGAAACUUGCCGAGCCCAUAGUGUUCUUGAAAGGGUUCGAGUCUAAUGGAUUGUCUGAAAUAGCCCCCAGUAUCUUAAGAGGAUCUCUUAUCGUCAGAGUGUUAAAGCCAAACAAAUUGAAAAGCAUAUCGAUAACGUUCAAAGGGAUUUCCAGAACAGAAUGGCCGGAAGGUAUACCCCCCAAGAGGGAAGAGUUCUCAGAUGUAGAGACUGUUGUUAAUCACACUUGGCCAUUUUAUCAGGCAGAUGAUCAUAUGAACUCUUUCACUUUAGAGGAUCAUAACUUCAACAACUCAUCCAAUCGCCCAUCUAUAAGUGAAGAAGACCAUAUACUAGAGAUGAGUGGUGCUUCAAUAUAUUUUCCACCAACCAUGGAACCAAUCAAAGGUAACAGUAAUCUGAGUCUGGAUGCGUAUGAGCGCAACUCACUCUCAUCGGAUCAUUUGAGCAACAAGCCUGUAUCAAGUGAUAUAUCUAACGAUGACAAAAGUCUUUUGGCAACCCAAAAGGCCUCGGUUCCCUCAUAUAGCCGUAGAGGAUCGGUGCCGGCGAAUUUCCAUGGCAAUGCACUGUCACCAUCCAACUUUAUAUCCGAUUUAUUCACAAGAACAUUUAGUAAUAGUGGUGCCACUCCAAGCCCGGACCAAGAAGACAAUAGCAUUACCUUAUUCAAAGACACGAAAGACGUUUUUGUUUUUAAACCUGGUGAUUAUAUUUAUACUUUUGAGCAACCAAUAUCACAAUCCUAUCCUGAGAGUAUUAAGGCGAAUUUCGGUUCCGUGGAGUAUAAACUGUCAAUUAACAUCGAACGGUUUGGUACCUUCAAAUCCAGUGUACAUGCCCAGUUGCCUAUUAAAAUCGUAAGGCUUCCCUCUGACGGAUCCGUGGAAGAAACCGAAGCUAUUGCAAUUUCCAAGGAUUGGAAGGAUCUUCUACAUUAUGACGUGGUCAUUUUCUCAAAGGAAAUUGUUUUGAAUGCAUUCUUGCCCAUUGAUUUCCAUUUUUCUCCACUGGAUAAAGUUACUCUACAUCGGAUAAGAAUAUAUCUAACCGAAUCUGUCGAAUACACGUGUAGUAGCAACGGUAAUCGUGCGAAGGCUCGUCGACUGGAACCAACCAAAAAGUUUUUGUUAGCUGAACACAAUGGCCCAAAACUAUCACAUAUUUCUGCUGGUUCGAAUCCAUUAAAAGCCAAAAAUAGGGGAAACAUCCUGUUAGAUGAAAAAUCAGGCGAUUUAGUUAACAAGGAUUUUCAAUUUGAAGUAUUUAUACCAAGCAAAUUCACAAAUAGCAUACGGUUACAUCCCGAUACAAAUUACGAUAAAAUUAAAGCACACCAUUGGAUAAAGAUUUGUUUACGUCUUUCCAAGAAAUACGGAGACAAUAGAAAACAUUUCGAAAUCACUAUUGAUUCGCCAAUUCACAUACUGAAUCAAUUAUGCUCUCACGCAAAUACCUUAUUACCAAGCUAUGAAAGCCAUUUUCAAUAUCCCGAAACGAAGAACGAUUCCGCCGCACCAACAAUAGACCAACAAAGUCAGUUCAAUAGUGCGCCAACUCAUCAUGACUCAAAUUUUUUCUUCCCAAAGGAAAUUUUAUCAUCACCCGUUCUUUCACCAAUUGUGCAGAAAACCAACAUCAGAAUACCGUCUGAUCUCCCGGUCGUACGUAACAGAGCUGAAAGUGCAGAGAAAAAGGAUCCGGAUAAGCUUUCCAAGGAGAUGGCCCAGAACGGUAAUGUCUUCGCCUCCAAACAACUAAUGGCAAACAUUUACAAACCUAAUCAAAUUCAAAGAGAAUUGACUUCCCCUCAGGCCUUACCGCUGUCUCCCAUUGCUUCGCCAAUACUGAACUAUCAACCAUUUUCGAAUUCACCCCCACCAGAUUUUGAUUUUGAUUCAGCCGGGCAUGAUAUUAGCAGUGAAAAUAAUAUUCCUAUAGACCCUCCAACAUAUUCCGAUGUCUUAAAGGCUGAUGGCAUUGAUUUACCAUGUUAUGAUACCAGUUCAUCUAGGAUUCCAGAACUUAAGCUGAAUAAAUCUAGAGAAACAUUGGCUAGCAUCGAGGAGGACUCCUUUAACGGGUGGUCACAAAUCGAUGACUUAUCUGAUGAAGAUGAUAAUGACGGCGAUAUAGCAUCCGGGUUUAAUUUCAAAUUAUCAAAUAAUGUUUCGAGUGAAAAUGUAAGUUCACACACUCCUAUUUUACAAUCUUUAAACAUGAGUCUCGAUGGGAGAAAGAAAAAUCGCACCAAUCUACAUGCACCGUCAGUGUUACCAAGUACCAUAAGACAAAAUAAUCAACAUUUUAAUGAUAUAAAUCAAAUGCUAGGUAGUGAUGAUGAUGGCGCUUCCCUGAAAUGGCAAUCACCAAACUCAAAAAGAUCAUCGUUACAACAAAACUCAAAUACAGUCAAAGUACAGAGUUCCAUCAACAAGAAACUACCUAUUCUCAAAAUAAAUGAUAACAUCAUUGAACGGAAGAGUAGUGACAAACUUGAGGAUCCCGAAGACAUCGUUGAUUCUUCAGUGGACAUCACAGCAUUUUACGAUCCAGGGAUGUCAUCGGAUUCUAAAUUCGAUUGGGAAUUAGCGAAGAAUCACGUAGACCCGACGAGCUAUUCCGUAAAUGUUGCUAGUGACAAUCAAGUAAUGGACGACUUUAAGGAAGCAUUUCGCGAAAAGAAAGGUAAAUAG
Saccharomyces eubayanus is the source of this 2814-nucleotide messenger RNA. RefSeq names its product Aly1p (gene ALY1). The record is from RefSeq and is a predicted model, not a curated record. Gene Ontology annotation, biological process: ubiquitin-dependent endocytosis. Gene Ontology annotation, molecular function: ubiquitin protein ligase binding; protein-macromolecule adaptor activity. The transcript has a single exon. Gene Ontology annotation, cellular component: cytoplasm; cytosol. NCBI's taxonomy places the organism in Eukaryota, Fungi, Ascomycota, Saccharomycetes, Saccharomycetales, Saccharomycetaceae. The coding region runs from base 1 to 2814 and encodes 937 amino acids.